This is a messenger RNA of Arabidopsis thaliana (thale cress), 1452 nucleotides long. RefSeq names its product RmlC-like cupins superfamily protein. Bases 742 to 1452 code for a protein of 236 amino acids. The transcript has 5 exons. The record is from RefSeq and is marked reviewed. Lineage: Eukaryota; Viridiplantae; Streptophyta; Magnoliopsida; Brassicales; Brassicaceae. Gene Ontology annotation, cellular component: nucleus.
UCAUCUUAUUAUUUUUGGGGUUACAUCAUCUUCUUAAUUUUGGCCAACUGUCAAUACAACAACUCUUUCCUUAACUAUAAAUACAUCUUCAUCAGAGAUUCAACAAAUAAACAUAUUUUUCACUAACUCUCUCUAAGAGAUUCAAGAUGCCAAUCUCAGAGAAAUCUUCUGCUACUAAUACGAGGUUAGUUGUUAAGAAGCUUUUCGCCAGACAGCUACAUGAAGGAUUUGGUGCUGUUGUAAGAAGAAGCAUCGGAAGGUUUGAGUUCAGAUACUUCGACCCAUUUCUUGUCCUGGAUGAAUUCUCAGUUUCAGCUCCUGCAGGAUUCCCAGAUCAUCCACACAGAGGUUGGUUUUGUUAUCGUUAUUUUAAACGCAGUUUACACGUUAAGUUUGCGUUUACACGAGAAAAAACAAAUAUUUUGAAUAAUAAAUUUCAACUUUCAUAAAGAUGUUAGUAUAUACCUUUCAUUUGACGUUUAUGUUUAUAAUUACUUAAAUUAACAUAUGUAUAAUUUUUCUUUAAGAUAUUUUAAGUCAUGGUUUCAUUUGGAAGCACAUUUAAUUUAUACACAAACCUAAGUUGCAAUGCUAAUUAAAAAUCAAGGCAUUAAUCUUCACCUUCUGAUAAAAGCAGAAUACAUAUGACCACACUAACCAAAGCUAUCACUAUAUCAUGGUUCUUCUUGUUUACUAUUUGUUUUUUCUUUUCCAAAAUCAGGAUUUGAGACAGUCACUUACAUGUUAGAGGGAGAGAUUUUGCAUGAAGACUGUGAAGGACACAAAGGAGUAAUAAGAGAAGGAGGAUUACAAUGGAUGACUGCAGGAAAAGGCAUUGUUCAUUCUGAAAUGCCUUCUUCUAAUUCCAAUGGCAUUACUCACAACAAGGGCUUGCAGCUUUGGAUCAAUCUCUCCUCAAGACAAAAACUAGUGGAGCCGAGUUAUCAAGAGAUAGAGAGUAAAGACAUAGCAGAAACAGAGAAAGAUGGUGUGAGAGUUAGAGUCAUAGCAGGAGAAUGGAAUGGAGUUAAGUCAAAGAUCUGCACAAGAACGCCAACAAUGUAUUUAGACUUCACUCUCUCGCCGGGUUCUCGAAUCUCUCAACCCAUUCCACUUCACUGGAACGCGUUUGUCUAUGUUCUUCAAGGCCAUGGUCACUUUGGGGAUUCCAAGUUACAACAUUCAGCCGCUGCUGCGCACCACUUGCUGGUUCUAGGCCUAGGUGGUGACAUGUUAGAGGCUUGGAACGGUUCUGAUUCCGGUUUGCCUCUUCGGUUUAUCCUUGUGGCUGGUGAGCCUAUAGGUGAACCAAUGGUUCAGUUUGGUCCUUUUGUUAUGAACACACAAGAAGAGAUUGAUGAGACCAUUGACGACUUUGAGAAUUUUAGAAAUGGGUUUGAAAAAGCUAGACAUUGGAAGUCUCAAGCUGCUUCUGCCUUGGGACUGUUCUGA